GAACUGCAUCGAUGAGCAAAAUAUCUAUUGUCAAUGUCAAAAACAGACGCGUUCUGGCUGGAGAAGGCACUUUAUUUUGCGUAUUAGCAAAUAAUAAUUCAGGUGCACAAAUUAUAUCCCAUAUAGGUCGUAUAUUAAUCUAAAUAAACUAACGGAUCCAACAUGCAAGACGAUUUGGAAGUCACGGGGAUUUCGAGAAGCGGUCGAGUCAGAAAGAAAAGCUCUAAACUGAUGGAUUUUGAGUCUCCAGAUGACAUUGAAGCUAAAUAUCGGAGGCAAACGCCUGUUAAAUCCUUUAUAGGGUUCCGCCAGGAGGAGACUCCCCCAGAAUUUCAACAGGAGCCUCCGAGGCCUAUGGAGGACGCUGGCGCUGGUACCGCGUCCGGCAGUGAAUCGGACUAUUAUGAGAAUAAUGGAGAAAAUGCUGAAAGCAUGGAGUCUGACAGUUCAGCUUCAGAUGAAGGCAACCCACGUACUCCGGCCAACUCUCUCUACAUGAUGGAGAAGAGCAGCAAGAAGAAGUUGAUAGUAAAGGACGGAAGAGUUGUAGGGCGCGCCAAAGCCCAGAGAAAGGACAAAGGUAAAACCCGUAUAACGGCAUACAUGCUAUGGGCCAAGGAAGCCCGUAACGAACUGCUCAGGAAGCACCCUGACAUGGACUUCUCUGCUAUAUCCAAGAGGUUGGGAGAAAUGUGGGCUAAUGUGAACUAUAACGAGCGAUACUCGUGGCGCCGCAAAGCGAAGCGGUACGCGAUACAGAAGGAGCAGCAGACCAGCCAGCUCAGCAAGAUCAUAUCCAACCCCAUUGUGUGCGCAGACGUGCGUGGGCCGCACGCGGGCCCAGGCCGGCCCGCGCGGCCCCGCCUCAGUCCGCCCGCGCCCGCCGCCGCCCAGCCUCUAGUCCCGGUAUCGUCAGCGAACUCCGCGGGGGCGGGCAACGCUGGCAUGUACCGCGUGGCGGGCUGCGGGGCGGUGGACGUCGCGGCGCAUCUGCGGCUGCUGGGGGAGAGCCUGGCUAUCAUAGGGGAGAGGCUCAAGGAGCACGAGGGUCAAAUAGCAGUGUCGGGGUCGGUGUCAGUGCUGCUGGACACGCUGCUGUGUUCGCUGGCGCCGCUGCUGUGUGUGUCCCGCGCGCUGCCGCGCAUUGCUCCGUGCGCGCGGCUGCUGCAGGACACUCUGCACAACAUCGCCUACAUCAUGCCCGGCUUGUAAUUGUGUGUCGUCUCCGUUUUAUUGCAAAAUUAAACGAUAAUAAGUGUUGUAACAUUGUCUCAAUAAAUGAUUAUAUAUGAUAA
This is a messenger RNA of Plodia interpunctella (Indianmeal moth), 1295 nucleotides long. RefSeq lists its product as uncharacterized. NCBI's taxonomy places the organism in Eukaryota, Metazoa, Arthropoda, Insecta, Lepidoptera, Pyralidae. The record is from RefSeq and is a predicted model, not a curated record. The coding region runs from base 163 to 1212 and encodes 349 amino acids. The transcript has 8 exons.